AUGGUCGCUGCUGACGUCUUCGCUUCCGGCUCGACCGCACUCAUCACUGGCGGCGCUUCCGGCGUUGGUCUCGCCAUUGCCAAGCUGUGCGACAGCAAGGGCAUGAACGUUAUCCUUGCGGAUCGCAACGCGGAGGCCCUCGAGUCCGCCAAGAAGCAGAUCAAUGGCAUAGUUCACACUUCAAAGGUCGAUGUGUCCAACACUGUCGAUUGGUCCCGGCUCAAGGAGGAGGUCGCGAGGGACUUUGGGAGCAUUGAGCUCUUGGUCUUGAACGCGGGCACGGGUAUGAAAGGCUCAUGGGGUGACCAAGAGUAUUUCGUCAAGACCCUCGAGACGAACCUCUUUGGCGUCAUCCAUGGCAUCGGUGCUUUCCUUCCUGUGGUGAAAAAGGCCUCGGAAGCAAAGCCAACGGCGAUUGUGAUCACCGGAAGUAAGCAGGGUAUCACCAACCCGCCUGGUAAUCCCGCCUACAAUGCCUCCAAGGCGGCUGUCAAGUCGCUCGCCGAACAGCUGAGCUUCGAUCUCAGAGAUACCAAGACGAGCGCUCACCUCUUGGUCCCUGGCUGGACCCACACCGGCUUGGUAGCUGCAUCUGGCAAGGAGAAGCCCGAGGGUGCAUGGGCGCCUGAGCAGGUAGCCGACUACCUCUAUAAGAAGAUGUCGGAGGACCAGUUCUACAUCAUCUGCCCUGAUAAUGAUGUUGAUGAGCAGACUGACAAGAAGCGUAUGCUGUACGCAGUGGGCGAUAUUGUGCAAGGACGCCCACCUCUUUCGCGAUGGAGAGAGGAUUGGAAGGACAAAGCCGCCGAGACAAUCGCCAAUACUCAAGUAUAA
This is a messenger RNA of Emericellopsis atlantica, 834 nucleotides long. RefSeq lists its product as uncharacterized. The coding region runs from base 1 to 834 and encodes 277 amino acids. NCBI's taxonomy places the organism in Eukaryota, Fungi, Ascomycota, Sordariomycetes, Hypocreales, Bionectriaceae. The record is from RefSeq and is a predicted model, not a curated record. Gene Ontology annotation, cellular component: intracellular anatomical structure. Gene Ontology annotation, molecular function: oxidoreductase activity, acting on NAD(P)H, oxygen as acceptor. The transcript is spliced from 2 exons.